AUGCCGGCGCCACCGUGCGCCUCCUGCCACGCGGCGCGAGCCGCCCUCCGCCGCCCGCGUUCUGGACAGGCGCUGUGCGGCGCCUGCUUCUGUGCCGCCUUCGAGGCCGAGGUGCUGCAUACAGUGCUGGCGGGCCGCCUGCUGCCCCCCGGGGCCGUGGUGGCUGUGGGCGCCUCGGGCGGCAAGGACUCCACGGUGCUGGCGCACGUGCUCCGGGAGCUGGCGCCGCGCCUGGGGGUCUCGCUGCGCCUCGUGGCCGUGGACGAGGGCAUCGGCGGCUACCGUGAUGCUGCGCUGGCUGCCGUGCGGCGCCAGGCGGCGCGCUGGGAGCUCCCGCUCACCGUCGUGGCCUACGCAGACCUCUUCGGGGGCUGGACGAUGGACGCCGUGGCACGCAGCACGGCUGGCUCGGGCCGAAGCCGCGCCUGCUGCACCUUCUGCGGAGUUCUGCGGCGCCGAGCGCUGGAGGAAGGUGCGCGCCUUGUGGGAGCCACGCACAUCGUGACGGGCCACAACGCCGACGACAUGGCGGAGACCGUGCUCAUGAACUUUCUGCGGGGCGACACUGGGCGGCUGGCGCGCGGCGGAGGCCUGGGCUCGCCGGGAGAAGGAGGCGCGCUGCCCCGCUGCCGCCCACUGCAGCUGGCCUCGCAGAAAGAGGUGGUGCUGUACGCGCACUUCCGCCGACUGGACUACUUCUCCGAGGAGUGCGUGUACGCGCCCGAGGCCUUCCGCGGCCACGCCCGCGACCUGCUCAAGCGCCUGGAGGUGGUGCGGCCGUCGGUGGUGCUGGACCUCGUGCACUCGGCUGAGCGCCUGGCGCUGGCCCCGGCCGCGCAGCCCGCGCGUCCCCGCGCCUGCACCUGCUGCCGGGCGCUGGCCAGCCGCCCGCUCUGCCAGGCCUGCACGCUGCUCGACGGGCUGGACCGCGGCCGGCCACGCCUGGCCAUCGGCAAAGGCCGCAGGGGCCUGGACGAGGAGGCACCGCGGGCCGGGGCCCAGCCGCCUCCCUCUGCGGCCCUUCCCGCUUUCUAGCGCCUGGCGUGUUCGGGCAGGGUUCCUCACGCCUAGGAGGGCGAGGGAGGCCUGUGAACACUGCAGACAAACUCGAUUUUCCUUUGCCUGGCUUCCGUGUUGAUACGGAGAUGGAGACCAGUUGCCUGUAUCUUUAUAGAUGCUGGGGCCCCAGACUACUGGGUCUGAAAGAGGAGGGGGCUGGGGCCCAGACGCCUGAGUGUCAGGGAAAACCCAAACGAAACCCAGUGCCAGCGAGUUGAUUCCAACUCACAGCGACGCUAUAGGACAGAGUAGAACUGCCGCAUAGGGUUUCCAAGGAGCAGCUGGUGGAUUAGAAUUGCCGACCUUUUGGUUAGCAGCCAAGCUCUUAACCACUGCGCCACCAGGCUUUGGGUCUGGAGGAGUAGGGAGUUAAACAACCUUGGAUUCCUGAGUGGGGAUUAGGGAGCUGCUUGCCUGGUGCCUCUGCUGGGUUCCAGGCGCUCAUGGUGGUGCUCACCCUUCUCGAGCACUUCAUGUCCUAUUUGCUUGUAGUGGGAUGAGCAAAAUCGCCUGAGUUAGUGGCCACACCCCCUUUACAGUAACCACCCUGAGACUGUUCCUCAAGAGCUUCUCAGGCAGCAGGUGCUGCGUUGAGCUCUUUCCAGGCACCAUCUCUUCAUCCUGCCACGACCGUAUUGGCUGUAGCUGCAGUGAGUGAAACGAGGCUCAGACAGGUGCAGUAA
Molecule: messenger RNA, 1742 nt
Organism: Trichechus manatus latirostris (Florida manatee)
Lineage: Eukaryota; Metazoa; Chordata; Mammalia; Sirenia; Trichechidae
Gene: CTU1
Product: cytosolic thiouridylase subunit 1
Exons: 2
Coding region: 1-1035 (344 amino acids)
Biological process (GO): tRNA wobble position uridine thiolation
Cellular component (GO): mitochondrion; cytosolic tRNA wobble base thiouridylase complex
Molecular function (GO): tRNA binding
Source: RefSeq, a predicted model, not a curated record